CCCGGCAGGCAGGCAGGCAGGCAGGCGAAGGUGCUGAGCCGAGCGACGGCCGGAGGGAGGAGAAGCAGCCCGCCCGCCUCGGCUGCCCGUUUCCAGGCAGGGAUGCUCUCGGACAAGACGGAGAAGAAGCGCAUGGUCUCUUCCAUGUUCAUCAUCCUGGCGCCCCCCCGGAGGGGCUGCACUGGUCCCGCCAAGGCCCCCCUGUACCUUCCCACCGAGAAGCCGGUCCCUCGUAAAGAGGGGAGGGGGCCCGGCAGCGCUCCGGGUGCAGACCCUACUGCCCUGCAGCCGCCUCCAGGUGACCCUCCUCAGCCCUCAGUAGAGGCUGUCCUGGGGUCCCUGCAGCCCACGGCCCUCCAGGUGGAGACCCUGGGCCCCGAUCUGCCGACGGGAGCCGCCGCCUUGCCCUCCUCCCUGCAGGCGCCUGAAGCGGGAGAGCCUCAUGCGGCCUGGCCUCUCGGCUGGACAGAUGGACAGGAGGAAGAGGAGGAGGAGGCCACAGCGCCAGGUAUCUGCGCUUUCUGUCAUAAGGGCAUUUCGCCCGGUGCUCUCGCUCUGGAAGCCAUGAGGAAGCAGUACCACGUCAGAUGCUUCACUUGCCGGGUGUGUCACAGCAGCCUUGCAGGGGAGCGCUACUACCAAAAAGAAGGCCGGCCGCUGUGCGUAGCCUGCUAUCAGACCACCCUGGAGAAAUGCGAUGCCUGCCAAGCCUCCAUCCUCAGCGAGAUUGUGUGGGCGGUGGGGAAGGGAUACCACCCAGAAUGCUUCACCUGCGUGGACUGCAGCCGCCAGAUUGGCAGCGACGCCUUCGCUGUGGACGACGAGCAGCGGGCGCUUUGCCUUCCGGACUUUUACCGGAGGUUUGCUCCCGUCUGCGGGGUCUGCGAGGAGCCCAUCAUCCCGCAGGACGGGAGGGACGCCUACAGGAUCGAGUGCCUGGGCAGGAGCUUCCACGAGGACUGCUAUCGGUGUGAGAAGUGCCAGGUCUUGCUCUCUCUGGAGCCCACGGAGGACGGGUGUUACCCCCUUGGCAGCCGCCUCCUUUGCCAAGCCUGCCACGCCUGGCAGAUCCAGUGCCCCCCGGGAGGAGUCGGCGGAUGCUGAUCGCCCCCGGAAGUGGGGCCAGGAAGGCUAGUCCCGGUGUUCCAGCUGCCCCUUCUCUCUACACCUUGUGGUGUCUGUGGACCAUUUCGCCACGUUUCUUCCCUCCUCGGGGGGGAGUGGACUGAGAGCAACCCCCUCCUUGUUGGAAGGAGCUUUGCCACUCUUCCACACCAGACCAAAGACGCCCUUGCUCCUCCAC
Pseudonaja textilis is the source of this 1303-nucleotide messenger RNA. RefSeq names its product filamin binding LIM protein 1 (gene FBLIM1). The record is from RefSeq and is a predicted model, not a curated record. NCBI's taxonomy places the organism in Eukaryota, Metazoa, Chordata, Lepidosauria, Squamata, Elapidae. Gene Ontology annotation, biological process: cell-cell adhesion. Gene Ontology annotation, cellular component: focal adhesion; stress fiber. Gene Ontology annotation, molecular function: filamin binding.